This is a messenger RNA of Phlebotomus argentipes, 950 nucleotides long. RefSeq names its product uroporphyrinogen-III synthase-like. Lineage: Eukaryota; Metazoa; Arthropoda; Insecta; Diptera; Psychodidae. The coding region runs from base 136 to 894 and encodes 252 amino acids. The record is from RefSeq and is a predicted model, not a curated record. Gene Ontology annotation, biological process: uroporphyrinogen III biosynthetic process. Gene Ontology annotation, molecular function: uroporphyrinogen-III synthase activity. The transcript is spliced from 2 exons.
GUCAGAAUCUGAGGAAUCUGACUGUCAUAACCUCAGAAAUUGCUUGGAGAAAAACAGCGGGGGAUUUUCAUUGAUUUCCCUGCAGUUUUGCGGCAACGUACCUGAAUUUCUAAUGGAAAUUGAUUGAGCUGUGUGAUGAUGAAAAACUUGGUGGUGUUCAAGUCUGCAGUUGAGGAGAGUUUCCAGCAGGAAAUGCUCGAGAAGUUCUCAGAACAUCACAUUUCCGCGACUUUCAUUUCUCCUCUGAUCUUCAGCUUCAAAAACCUGCAAUCCUGGGGUAGAAUUCUCAAGGAGAGCAACACUAAAUUCACAGGAAUUAUCUUCACCAGUCCCAGGGCAGUUGAGGCAUCUGCAGAGGCUAUCGAAGGAGAGAGCGUCCAUCCUUCAUGGCAAGAGGCUUGCAAUUACUGUGUAGGACCAUCCACUUCCAUUUUGCUGGCUUCGAAAAUUAAUCUUCACUGCCAUGGAGAAGAAUCAGGCAAUGCUGAAGCACUUUCGGCCUUCAUUUUGCAGGAUUUGCACAAGAAAGGCAUAGCGAAUGGCACUUUUCUCUUUCCCUGUGGAAACUUAAAGCUUGGCAUUUUAGAGAGAAAACUCCAAGAAGGUGGAUUUGCAGUGAAUCCCAUUGAAAUUUACGAAACAAUCUGUAAUCCGACACUUGGAGAGGAGAUAGAAAACAAUUUCCCAGAGAAUGCAGAAUUCUUGCUGUUCUACAGUCCUUCAUGUGUGAAAUUCACACUUCCACUCCUCCGAGAAAAGUGCAAUGCUGUGGAGAAAUUCAAGUUUUUGGCAAUUGGACCGAGUACGAAGAAGGCAAUUGAAGAAGAAGGUUUAGAAGUCUUCAAGGCAUGUGAGAAGCCCACGUUCGAGUCUGUUCUGGAGGUGCUGUCGUGAAUUCUAUUAAAUUUUACAGGUGUUGUUUUAUUAAAAUUGAACAAAUACUAAAAGUG